GGGCCCUGGUAUAUAUUUGCUCUUCUUGGAUCACAGCACAUGCAGCAUUCUCUGUAACGGACGUCAGCAGACAAUCAUCUCACCUUCGCACUCUUGACGCAUACACAUGUAUCAGCGAUAGGAUCAACAGACCGUUCCCCACCCACGGAGCUCUGACGCAAAACACCUAUCCAUCUGUGUUUCGCGCCUCGCGCCUCGCCCUCCAACCUCUCCCAUCACCCAUCUUUCGACUAUCCCACAAGACUAAAUUAGCCACCCGGACGGUUCAAUACACGGCAUGGCUCCCAAGGCCAGCCACGUUGUGGCAAAGGCGCUGGGCAUCAGGCUCCAGGAACAUGAUCCCUUCCGGGAGCUCGACAGGCCAGGUGCCUCGAUGAUGUCGGACCGGACAGACCACAGUUUCGUCGAGGAAUCUCCCCGGGUCCUCGACCACCUGAACAGCCUCAUUCCGUCCGGCAAGGAGCUCUACCGCUAUCUCAUAUCCUUGUUCCCGUUCCUCUCCUGGAUCGGACACUACAACCUGCAAUGGCUCAUUGGGGAUCUCGUCGCCGGUAUCACGAUCGGCGCUGUCGUCGUCCCUCAGGGCAUGGCUUAUGCCAAGGUAGCCAACCUAGAGGUCCAAUUCGGCCUGUACUCGUCUUUCAUGGGCGUUUUGAUCUACUGGUUCUUUGCAACCUCGAAGGACAUCACAAUCGGCCCCGUCGCCGUCAUGUCUCAGUUGACCGGCGGCAUCGUUGCGGACUUGGCCACCACCCUGCCCGACGUUCCGGGCCAUGUCAUCGCCUCGGCUCUUGCUAUCCUCGCUGGUGCCAUCGUCCUCUUCAUUGGCCUCGCCCGUUGCGGAUGGAUAGUCGAUGUCAUCUCCCUAACCGCUCUCUCCGCCUUCAUGACAGGUUCGGCCAUCAAUAUUGCCGUCGGGCAGAUGCCUGCCCUGAUGGGCAUCACGGGCUUCCCUACUCGCGAUGCGCCCUACCUUGUCUUCAUCCACACCCUUCAGGGCCUGCCCCGCACGACCCUGGAUGCUGCCAUGGGCCUGACCGCUUUGGCGAUGCUCUAUUCCAUCAGGUCCGCCUGUUCGUAUGCUGCAAAACGAUGGCCCAAGCAUCAGCGGCUGGCCUUUUUCCUCUCGACCUUGAGGACCGUCUUCGUCAUCCUGCUGUACACCAUGAUCAGCUGGCUAGUCAACAGGGGUCUGCCCAAGGACAAGGUCAAGUUCAAGAUUUUGCUCGACGUCCCGAGAGGCUUCCAAAAUGCAGCAGUGCCGGUCUUGAACCAACGCAUCGCGAGCAAUCUCGUCGGCUACCUGCCCGCCACCGUCAUUGUCCUGCUCAUCGAACAUAUUGCCAUCUCCAAGUCAUUUGGCCGGGUGAACAAUUACACUAUCGACCCCUCGCAGGAGAUGGUCGCCAUUGGAGUGACGAACAUGCUGGGCCCGUUCCUGGGCGGAUACGCUGCGACCGGCUCCUUCACCCGUACCGCUAUCAAGUCGAAAGCCGGAGUCCGAACCCCGUUCGCAGGAGUCAUCACAGCGGUUGUCGUCCUCCUCGCUAUAUACGCCCUGCCAGCCAUGUUCUACUACAUCCCCAACGCCUCCCUCGCUGCCGUCAUCAUCCACGCUGUUGGCGACUUGAUCACCCCACCAAACACCGUCUACCAGUUCUGGCUCGUCUCGCCGAUAGAGGUCUUCAUCUUCUUCGUGGGCGUCAUUGUCACCGUCUUUUCGACCAUCGAGAAUGGCAUCUACUGCACCGUCUGUCUCUCGGCCGCCAUGCUUCUCUUUCGCAUCCUGAGGGCCAAGGGUCGCUUCCUGGGUCGAGUGCGGGUGGCAUCAAUAAUCGACGACUACGUCGUUGGCGACGACUCUCGACGGGCGGCCAAGUACGGCUCGAUCGCUGGCUCCCCGGAAGCUCCGUUCCGCAACGUCUUCCUUCCUAUCACCCACGCCGACGGGUCCAACCCGGAAAUCGAGCUCGACAACCCCUACCCGGGCAUCUUCAUCUACCGCUUCUCCGAGGGCUUUAAUUACACCAACGCCAGCCACAGCCUCGAGUACAUGACCAGCUAUAUCUUUGCACACACCCGCCGGACCAGCCCGGCGCACUUUGACCGGCCAGGGGACCGCCCCUGGAACGACCCGGGCCCAUCUCGGCGCCAACGCAAAGCCGCCGCCAAGGCAGCAGCAGAAGCCACGACAACCAACACCCAGCCGUCCCUCAACGCCCACCUGCCCACCCUCAAAGCCAUCAUUCUCGACUUCAGCUCCGUCAACCACGUCGACAUCACCUCAGUUCAACAGCUCAUCGACGUGCGCAACCAGCUGGACCGGUACGCGGCCCCGGACACGGUCGACUGGCACAUAGCGUGCAUCAGCAACCGCUGGACCAAGCGGGCGCUCGCGGCCGCCGGCUUCGGGUACCCGACCAUGCGGCCCGAUGUGCCGCACCUGCGGUGGAAGAGCAUCUUCAGCGUGGCCGAGAUCGGCGGGGAGCAGAGCGCGGCCGCGGCGGCCGAGUUUGAGGACAACGAGAAGGAGCUGCAGGCGGCCUCGGAGUCGAAAUCGCUCCGGAGGCCGUCGAUGCAGCACAGCGGCAGCAGCAGCCAGUACCACCAUGAUGUCAUGUCCAAUCUGGAGGCGGGGCUGCAGCCUGAGAAUUACAGCCGCGGCGCAGACGAGGGUAGUAGUGAGGAUGAUUCGCCGGCUGGCACGACGGCUACCAAGAUAGCGGCGCCGGCGCUGAAUUGCGGGCGGACGGUGGCGGUGCACGGCAUCAAUCGGCCGCUUUUCCACGUCGACCUGACGAGUGCCUUGCAGAGCGCCAUUGCCAACGUCGAAGCCAGGGUGGAGGUCGGGAGUCAGCAGGCCAAGUCACCUGGCGGUGAGGAAACGACGGAUUCAAGCGUAGACGGUUAGAGCGGGAUAGUUAGGAUAAACUUGCAUCGGGCGUUGGUUAUGUCUUUUUUUGGGUUUUUCAUGGGCGUAUUGGGCGGACAGGGGGUUCUCAUGAUGACAUGAAUGCAGUUGCAUUGGGGUGGGAUUUGCAUCCUUUUCUCUUUUUGGAAGAAAAUACCCCGAUAGAGCAGGAAUUUUGGAAAUCAUUCAUUUCAAAACAUUUAUGGGUGUCGACUGGCAAUCAUCUAGAUACAGCCUAGUGUGUAUGAUUUCCAAUGACAUGCGGCGCCGGUUAGAGAGGAGGAAGACAGGUAGAUGAUGAGUAGAUACUAGGAGCAUUCGAGCGGCGGGAUCAGAACCUUUGACUCUUCGUAAACAAUGCGGUGGGUAAAG
Parathielavia appendiculata is the source of this 3283-nucleotide messenger RNA. Its product is annotated as sulfate permease. The transcript has 4 exons. Gene Ontology annotation, cellular component: plasma membrane. Gene Ontology annotation, biological process: transmembrane transport. The record is from RefSeq and is a predicted model, not a curated record. The coding region runs from base 278 to 2911 and encodes 877 amino acids. NCBI's taxonomy places the organism in Eukaryota, Fungi, Ascomycota, Sordariomycetes, Sordariales, Chaetomiaceae. Gene Ontology annotation, molecular function: secondary active sulfate transmembrane transporter activity.